Prosopis cineraria is the source of this 1040-nucleotide messenger RNA. Its product is annotated as toll/interleukin-1 receptor-like protein. The transcript has 3 exons. Gene Ontology annotation, biological process: signal transduction. The record is from RefSeq and is a predicted model, not a curated record. NCBI's taxonomy places the organism in Eukaryota, Viridiplantae, Streptophyta, Magnoliopsida, Fabales, Fabaceae. The coding region runs from base 302 to 919 and encodes 205 amino acids.
UGGUAGCUACCUUCUUUGUAGCCUCACUGCGUCAUAAUCUCUCUGUUUUGUUCAAUUAUUAUGAAUAAAUUUCUGUUCUGAUAGGUACUUUCUGAGUCGAUGUGAAGAAGAAUAUUGAUGUUUAAUUUCUUCCAUUCACAUUCCUGGAGCUGGUUGCCGUACUUUUAUUUCACUAUAGACCUUCGUGAUCAGUAUAUAGAAGCAGCCAAGAGCCUCACAUAUAAAUCUCUUUCUCUUGUCUGAUCUUUAUCAUAAACUAGAUUCGUGAUCGUGUCUCUUUCACCAACCAAGCAAUUCUCAGAUGCUCUGCUUUUAUCGGAUUCUCCUCCUCCUCCUCAGAAAAACCAUUGAACGUUCCAACAGUCCAAUAUCUUUCAAGCGGACACGGAGGGAAGAUUCCAUGGAUCUGGUGAACGAGCCUAUGAACAACCAAGGUUUAGGCAAUAAACAUGAACUAGUGUUCAUGAGUUUCUCGAGAGGUGAAGACACUCAAGAAUCUUUCCCUUCCUGUCUGUAUUCAUCUACAAGGAAUGCUGGAAUUUCCGUUAUCAAAGAUGAUGCCGAUGAGCUUAACAGUGAAAAUGAAAUCUCAAUUGAACUGCUACGAAGCAUGAUGGAAGGUUCUGGAUUUUCAAUCAUCAUCUUCUCUGAACAUUACGCGAGUUCCAGAAGGUGCCUCGAGGAACUCGUAAAAAUCAUGUAUCUUCAAAAAGUAGGGUACAUUCAGGUAGUUAUGACCAUAUUCUAUGGUGUGGAUUUAUUAUAUGCUCGUGAUCAAACACCUAAUUUUGGACAAGCUUUUCAAAGUCUUAUACAAAGAAUUUCACCCACUAAAGAUCAAGUGUUGAGGUGGAGGACGGCUUUCAGUGAAACUGAAUACACGGCUAGAUUUGUUGUCCCUAAUUCCAAGUCCAAGUAAUUUAUUUUUCUUUUCAUUUUACGUUUUAUUCAUGCUUUGUAAUGGAAGCUUAAUUUAUGUGACACAAUUAACAUGUGAUUUUGUGAAUUGACUUGUAUUCUUUGAAUUGACACAAUUAACA